This is a messenger RNA of Myotis brandtii (Brandt's bat), 1092 nucleotides long. It is a transcript of the gene AQP11, whose product is annotated as aquaporin 11. Bases 34 to 849 code for a protein of 271 amino acids. The transcript has 3 exons. Gene Ontology annotation, molecular function: channel activity. Lineage: Eukaryota; Metazoa; Chordata; Mammalia; Chiroptera; Vespertilionidae. The record is from RefSeq and is a predicted model, not a curated record. Gene Ontology annotation, biological process: transmembrane transport. Gene Ontology annotation, cellular component: membrane; cytoplasm.
GCUGACCCGCAGCCUAGUCUGGGGGAGCGAGCCAUGACGACGCUGCGGGGGCUCUGGCCCGAGGUGCAGGACACCUGCACCUCGCUGGGUUUGAUGCUGUCGAUCGUGCUGUCCGUGGCGCUGGCCCGCGGGGUCCUCCAGCGGCACGUGCACCGGCCUACGGCCCACGCCUUCGUCUUGGAGUUUCUGGCCACCUUCCAGCUCUGCUUCUGCACCCUCGAGCUGCAACUGCUGGGCGAGCAGGAACCCGCGCACCCCACCUGGUCGCUGACGCUAACCUACUUCUUCUCGUUGGUGCAUGGCCUGACUCUGGUGGGCACGGCCAGCAACCCGUGCGGUGUGAUGAUGCAGAUGAUGCUGGGGGGAAUGUCCCCCGAGACGGGGGCGAUGAGGCUGUUGGCUCAGCUGAUGGCUGCUCUGGGCAGCAGGUACUGUAUAGGCGCCCUGUGGAGCCUGGGACUGACCAGGUAUCACGUCGGUGAGAGGAGCUUCGCUUGCAGGAACCCCAUGCACGUCGACUUGCCCAAAGCCGUCGUCGUAGAGGCCAUCUGCUCCUUUAUCUUCCACAGUGCCCUGCUGCACUUCCAGGAGGUCGGAACCAAGCUUCGUAUCCACCUGCUGGCAGCACUCAUCACCUUUUUGGUCUAUGCAGGAGGAAGUCUAACAGGAGCUAUAUUUAAUCCAGCUUUGGCACUUUCACUACAUUUCAAGUGUUUUGAUGAAGCAUUCCUUCAAUUUUUUAUAGUAUAUUGGCUGGCUCCUUCUUUAGGUAUAUUGCUGAUGAUUUUGACAUUCAGCUUGUUCCUUCCAUGGCUGUAUGACAACCAUACAACUAAUAAGAAGGAGUAACUAUUCCAAAAGACUCAGACUAAGUCAUAAGACAGUCUAGUUGGACGUGAUAAAGACUUUGUCUCCCCAGAUUCAGCACACUGGCUGCACUGGAUUCAUCAGUGUCACUUCCUUGAGGAAGCUGCCUUAGUUUUCAUCACUGGGACUUAAAAAAUUACUAUGAAAAUGAGGCAUCCUGUAUUUCUCAGUUAAGACUUGUUCUUUUGAGUGUGUAUUAAAUGCUGCUAGCAGAGACUCACUACA